Molecule: messenger RNA, 294 nt
Organism: Ambispora leptoticha
Lineage: Eukaryota; Fungi; Glomeromycota; Glomeromycetes; Archaeosporales; Ambisporaceae
Source: the annotation of a GenBank genome assembly
AUGUCACUACUGCUUGUCAAAACUGCAGAAGUCGUAAAGCGCGAUGCAAAAAGAGGGCCACCAAAGAAUACACGUAAUGAAAUCAUCAGUCGCAUUGACAGGGAAUACCCAAAGUCAAAUCCUGAUUAUCCGACCGUUCGAAAUGGCUUCAAACCGGGAUUACCGUUAUUAAAAUCUCCGCAAUGUAGUCAUAUGACUUCUCGAGGAAUAUUAAAUUUUAAUCGUGUAUCUCCAAUGAACUCGAAUUCGAUGCCUUUUGAGCUCAAAGAUAAUAUGAGUUUAACGGGUAUGUAA